Saccostrea cuccullata (small rock oyster) is the source of this 1713-nucleotide messenger RNA. RefSeq names its product AP-5 complex subunit mu-1-like. Gene Ontology annotation, cellular component: lysosome; AP-type membrane coat adaptor complex; late endosome. The record is from RefSeq and is a predicted model, not a curated record. Lineage: Eukaryota; Metazoa; Mollusca; Bivalvia; Ostreida; Ostreidae. Gene Ontology annotation, biological process: endosomal transport. The coding region runs from base 56 to 1540 and encodes 494 amino acids. The transcript is spliced from 14 exons.
UCAUUUCUUUCGUAAUCCCUCGGAACACUUUACUUUCGCAAUCGCAGAAGUUGACAUGAGCAUUCGAGCAUUAUGGAUUGUUCCAAUAGUACGGCAUACUAAUACUGAUUUAUUGCAAAACAGCAUUUUAUUAAGACACUAUCCUCUCAUUGAGAAGAAAGCUAAGCUAGUGAAUGGAGAAGACUAUGUUUCAUUGCCAAACCCUACAGAAUUUUCUAAUGCUCUUCUAUUCGAGCUAGGAUACAGAGAUGAAGAAAAGUUCAUACAGUCACGAGACACGUGUCAGAGGGUGGACAGGAAGCCAGUGUUUGAGGUGACCACAUCAACAGGAACAAUAUGGCCGCUGGUGGUGGUGGAACAGAGGGGGCUUCUCUUUUGCUGUCUUCCAUUGGUCCAAGAAAACCUGUCAACCAGACCAAAUCUCAUACAGAUACCUGGAGUUUCUCUGGGGUUUUCUUUACUCUGUGGAUUGGCAGAUUUCCUCCGACAAUGCCCUCCCAAUGAGGUUCCUCAAAAAAGUGCAGACAUUCAUCUCUACCUGAAUACAGCAGUUCCUUUUGGGAGAAUAUCUGAUGUUAACUGUGAUACUGUGAUGGCCAAAAUGUACAAUAAACCAAGCUACCUCCCUAGGGCACAGAAACAACCUUCUUGGAAGCCUGUGCUCCAUAAAGGGAAGAAUACUCUUUAUCUAGCCCUCACAGAAUAUGUCAGGGCAGUGCAGUUUAACAAAGAGAAUAUUGCUGACACUUUUGACCUCUAUGGCACAGUGACCUGUAAAUCAGAACUGGAGGUGGCGCUGUCAGACAUCACCAUUAACCUGGCCUACAACUCUCAGGAAUCAGCCUUACCCGUGGACAACCUUUUGAUCCACCCAUGUGUUCAAAGUGCAGACUGCUCCAUGCUUCAAAAAGGGGAGACCAAAGCAUUACCCAGGAGAAUCCGAUUUACCCCUCCCACUGAAAUGUUCACCCUGUGUCACUAUACUGCCAUAGGGCUAAAGGAACCCCCCAUCAAAGCUGUAUAUGAUAUGAAGAUGACAGACAACAGAGCUUCACUAACAGUACAGCUAACACUGAGUGACGGGGUGAGGAAUGCUUUUGAGUAUUGUGAGAUGCAGAUUCCAUUUCAUAAUAGGGGUGUGAUUUCUAGCCAGGACUCCUCUGUCAACCAAGGAAACACACUUGUUUCUCCAGAUAAAAAAAUUCUAGUUUGGAACAUUGGUCAGAAAUUUUCAAAAUCCCUAACUGCAAACUUGGAAGCAACAGUCAUAUUCUCAGAAGCCAAGUCUGCAAGCUCAUUUGAUGAUCCUUUCUGUAAAGGUCAAAAUGCCUAUGCACAGCUGUAUUUCAAGAUUUCUGACUUUACCCAGUCAGGGCGUUGCAUAGACUCCAAGUCAAUACAAGUCUCUCCCAGCACCAAGUUCAAACUUAACACAGUUCAUGAAUAUUUAUCAGCCGAGUACAAGAUAUGGAACAGCAAUGGAGAUGUGUUAAGCAGUAGUGUACCCAGGUCCCUUCUGAAACAACCAGCAGAAAUAUAGGAACACAAAAAUACUCAGUAUGGGACCAUUAUGACUCAACAAGAACUGAUUGAUCAUUUUUAGGCUAAUGUCAGACAUUUAUGCAAUAACUCUAAAAAGUACAUGUACAACAAAUGCUUUAACAGUGACUUAAUUCAUAUGCUUGCAUUAUUCAUGAGUUGUUUAUAUUCCUU